AUGGCGACUCCCGAGGAACAGGCAACAGAACUCAAAAACAAGGGCAACAAGGCGUUUUCGGCCCACGACUGGCCAACUGCGAUCGACUUUUACAGCAAGGCCAUCGAGCUAAACGACAAGGACCCAGCAUUUUGGUCCAACCGAGCCCAAGCCUACUUGAAGACGGAAGCCUACGGCUUUGCGAUCCGCGAUGCGUCGAAAGCUAUCGAGCUCAAGCCAAGUUUUGUCAAGGCCUACUACCGACGAGCGACAGCAUACGCCGCGAUUCUUAAGCCAAAAGAAGCUGUGAAGGACUUCAAGUCGUGCGUCAAGAUCGACCCAGGCAACAAGGAUGCCAAGCUCAAGCUGGUCGAGUGCGAAAAGAUCGUGCGACAGCUCGCCUUCUUCGCCGCCAUCGAGGUUGGAGAUGAGCCAUCAGCUGCCGAGGGACUCGAUGUGGACUCGAUUGCCGUAGAGCCUGCGUACGAUGGGCUGCGGUUAGAUGAGAAGGGCAUCACGCAAGAGUUUAUCGACGACAUGACCGAGCGCUUCAAGAACGGCAAGUUAUUACAUAAGAAAUAUGUGUACCAGAUCAUCCUGGCUGUCAAGAAGCUGGUGUACGAGGAGCCAACCAUGGUCGAGGUUGAGGUCCCUGAGGACGUCCAGUUGACGGUCUGCGGUGAUACUCACGGGCAAUACUUCGAUCUAAUGGAGCUGUUUAGGUUAAACGGUACACCGGGUGACAAGCACUGGUACCUCUUCAACGGCGACUUCGUCGACCGAGGUUCUUGGUCGACCGAGAUUGCGCUGCUUCUCUACGCUAACAAGUGGCUGCGGCCCAAGUCCUUCUUCAUCAACCGCGGCAACCACGAAACAGACGACAUGAACCGCGUCUACGGGUUCGAGGGCGAGUGCAAGGCCAAGUACAACGAGCGUGUCUUCAAGCUUUUCUCCGAAAGCUUCUCAGCCUUGCCCCUCGCGACCCUAAUCGGCGGGAAAUUCUUCGUGCUGCACGGCGGCCUGUUCUCAGAUGACAAAGUAACGUUGGACGACAUUCGUGCGCUAGACCGGCACAAGCAGCGCCAGCCCGGCCAGGCCGGUCUCAUGAUGGAGAUGCUGUGGGCCGACCCACAGACGGAGCCCGGCCGCGGGCCCAGCAAGCGCGGCGUUGGCAUGCAGUUCGGUCCGGAUGUUACCAAGCGCUUCUGUGAGCGGAACGGGCUGGAGGCUGUCAUUCGCUCGCACGAGGUCCGCAUGGCUGGGUACGAAGAGGAGCAUGAUGGGAAGUGCAUUACAGUCUUCUCGGCUCCCAAGUACUGCGAUAUGACAGAGAACAGAGGCGCAUACAUCAACGUUGGCUCGGACUACAAGCUCAAGUUCUGCCAGUUCGACGCCGUCCCACAUCCUAACAUCCGGCCCAUGGCAUACGCCCAAAACUCGGUGAUGUCGUCGCUGAUGUAA
Molecule: messenger RNA, 1440 nt
Organism: Dichotomopilus funicola
Lineage: Eukaryota; Fungi; Ascomycota; Sordariomycetes; Sordariales; Chaetomiaceae
Product: Serine/threonine-protein phosphatase T
Exons: 7
Coding region: 1-1440 (479 amino acids)
Molecular function (GO): protein binding; hydrolase activity
Source: RefSeq, a predicted model, not a curated record